Molecule: messenger RNA, 2435 nt
Organism: Entelurus aequoreus (snake pipefish)
Lineage: Eukaryota; Metazoa; Chordata; Actinopteri; Syngnathiformes; Syngnathidae
Product: tRNA dimethylallyltransferase-like
Exons: 4
Coding region: 1-516 (171 amino acids)
Source: RefSeq, a predicted model, not a curated record
AUGAAGGAUUCAGGACCUGGAGAGUGUGUGCCAUCAGUGUACGGCCUGGAUGUGACGGAUGUGUCAAGAUGGGAGGAGACGGUGGUGAAGCCUGCACUGCAGAUAGUGGACAGUCUCCGCAAGCAUGAGCAGCCCGCGGUCAACGCCAUCAGGAUGCAGGGGGCGGAGCCAGGAAACACACGCAGCCACCAUACCUGCCACCUGUGCCACAAAGUCAUCAUCGGAGACCUGGAGUGGGCCGCUCACCUCAAGUCCAAGAAGCAUCACUUCCAGGUGAGGAAGAAGAAGAGAACAAGUGAAUGCAAGGAGUCUCAGAGUAAGCCUUCAGCUCCUCCUUCAGUUCCUCCUUCAGCUCCUCCUUCAGCUCCUCCUUCAGUUCCUCCUUCAGCUCCUCCUUCAGUUCCUCCUUCAGCUCCUCCUUCAGUUCCUCCAACAGUUCCUCCAACAGUUCCUCCUUCAGUUUCUCCGUCAGAUGUUGAGAGUGAAACAAAACUCUCCACUCACACCACACACUAGCAAGCUGCUGGCACAUGGAAACAAGCACCAAGUCUUCUGCUGGCACAUGGAAACAAGCACCAAGUCUUCUGCUGGCACAUGGAAACAAGCACCAAGUCUUCUGCUGGCACAUGGAAACAAGCACCAAGUCUUCUGCUGGCACAUGGAAACAAGCACCAAGUCUUCUGCUGGCACAUGGAAACAAGCACCAAGUCUUCUGCUGGCACAUGGAAACAAGCACCAAGUCUUCUGCUGGCACAUGGAAACAAGCACCAAGUCUUCUGCUGGCACAUGGAAACAAGCACCAAGUCUUCUGCUGGCACAUGGAAACAAGCACCAAGUCUUCUGCUGGCACAUGGAAACAAGCACCAAGUCUUCUGCUGGCACAUGGAAACAAGCACCAAGUCUUCUGCUGGCACAUGGAAACAAGCACCAAGUCUUCUGCUGGCACAUUUAAAAAAGGACCUUAUCUUCACCAGACCAGGUUGUCAAUGAAAGUAUAUUGUUUAAAGGGUUCUUAAAGGCCUACUGAAAGCCACUACUAGCGACCACGCAGUCUGAUAGUUUAUAUAUCAAUGAUGACAUCUUAACAUUGCAACACAUGCCAAUACGGCCGGGUUAACUUAUAAAGUGACAUUUUAAAUUUCCCGGGAAAUAUUCUGCUGAAAACGUCUCUGUAUGAUGACGUCUGUGCGUGACGUCACGAAUUGUAGCGGACAUUUUGGGACAGCAUUGUGGCCAGCUAUUAAGCCGUCUCUUUUCAUGGCAAAAUUCCACAGUAUUCUGGACAUCUGUGUUGGUGAAUCUGUUGCAAUUUGUUUAAUGAACAAUGAAGAAAGCAAAGAAGAAAGCUGUAGGUGGGAAGCGGUGUAUUAGCGGCCGGCUGCAGCAACACAAACACGUAGCCGGUGUUUCAUUGUUUACAUUCCCGAAAGAUGACAGUCAAGCUUUACCAUUGGCCUGUGGAGAACUGGGACAACAGAGACUCUUACCAGGAAGACUUUGAGUUGGAUACGCAGACGCGGUACCGUGAGUACGCAGCUGCGGCUUCCAAACAUUUGAUCGCUUGCCCGUACGUGCGUGCCGCUAUGUGCAUGUCACGUACGUAACUUUGGGGAAAUAUAUGUGCUGUAUGAACUUUGCAGAGGUGAACGGUACUUUGGGCUGUGGGAUUGAGUGUGUUGUGCGGGUGUUUGAUUUGUAUUGGUGGGUUAUAUGGACGGGAGUGGGGAGGUGUUUGUUAUGUGGCAUAUUAAAUAUAAGCCUGGUUUUGUUGUGGCUAAUAGAGUAUAUAUAUGUCUUGUGUUUAUUUACUGUUGUAGUCAUUCCCAGCUGAAUAUCAGGUCCCACCCGCCUCUCACAGCAUCUUCCCUAUCUGAAUCGCUUCCACUGCCCUCUAGUCCUUCACUCUCACUUUCCUCAUCCACAAAUCUUUCAUCCUCGCUCAAAUUAAUGGGGUAAUCGUCGCUUUCUCAGUCCGAAUCGCUUUCGCUGCUGGUGGCCAUGAUUGUAAACAAUGUGCAGAUGUGAGGAGCUCCACAACCUGUGACGUCACGCUACUUCCGCUACAGGCAAGGCUUUUUUAUCAGCAACCAAAAGUUGCCAACUUUAUCGUCGAUGUUCUCUACUAAAUCCUUUCAGCAAAAAUAUGGCAAUAUCGCGAAAUGAUCAAGUAUGACACAUAGAAUGGAUCUGCUAUCCCCGUUUAAAUAAGAACAUCUCAUUUCAAUAGGCCUUUAAUACCAGGUCAAGUCCAGAUGAUGUCCGGGUCGGGCUCAGCAACGCACACCUUCAUUUAUGUACACUCAAACUAGGGAACACAACAUUUAUGUACACUCAAACAAGGGAACACAACAUGUAUGUACACUCAAACUAGGGAACACAACAUGUAUGUACACUCAAACUAGGGAACACAACAUGUAUGUACACUCAAACUAGGG